UGACAAAUGUCAUUUAAAAAAAAAAAUUACGUGUUUUUAGCGUCGAAAUGUCAUUCGACUGCUGAAAGAGUGUGAAAAAAGAAAACGAAACUCAAAUAUGACUCAAAAUAAAUAGCUUUUUAAAAAUAAGACAGACUGUUUUGGCCACCCAAAAAUUAAAAUAAAAUAAAGUGAAUCGUGUUGAUUUAAUUCAGAUAAUUACGUGGAUAUAAGCCGUGCAUAUUGAAACGAAAGACAGCAAUUCGGUUUAAAAACGAUCGACAAAAUAAAUAUUGAAUCAGUGCGGUGAUCAUUGAAGACGAUAAACAUGCAAGUGAACUAUAUGCGAAUCGCUAUUUAUGCGUUAACCUUUUUGACUUACGCAUAUUCGGGUUAUGGUUCAAAUAUAAUCCAUAAUUUACGUGACGCAAUCAUUGCGGCCGAAGCAGUGUUUGGCGAUGUUUUCAAGAAUGUAAUACAUGUUGCGCGCAAAUUUCAGACGGUACAUUCGGUAUUCGAUGCAGCUGUUGAAGAAACUUGUAUUUUUAAGUGUCCUGGAGACGUGACACCGGUUAAGAAUAGAUUGUACACACCAUCAGCUAAUGGUUGUGGUUCGUUGGGAUUGAACAUUAACAAAGAAUACUUGCCGGCCGUUGAGAUGGAACAUUGUUGUAACGAUCAUGACAUUUGCUACGACACCUGCAACAAAGAUAAAGAGUUAUGUGAUAUAGAAUUUAAGAGAUGUCUGUAUAAUUAUUGUGACACACAUGAAAAAACGACCAUUGGCACGGUUGUUUCGAAAGGUUGUAAGGCCGCUGCCAAAAUGUUAUUCACUGGAACUAUCACCCUUGGUUGCAGAUCUUAUCUGGAUGCUCAGGCUCGUGCCUGCUAUUGUAAACCGAAAUCCGAAAAAGAAUUCAAAAACAAAGACUAUAAUAAAAAUCGGCAAAAAUAUUCAAAAGAUAAGGCACCGCCGUCGCCCGGAUGGAGAAAUGAUUUAUAGGGAUUUAGUUUUUUAAACGAUGCCAAUGACGAAUAUAUGGCAACGAAGACUUUUUUUUUGUAAAUAGUUCCGCGGCUCUCUGAGAUUAACGAAAUAUUUAAGAGUAAGACUCCCAUGACCCCUUAAGACAGCUUACUAGUCCAAAGGAAACCAGGUUGAUCAAAUUUGAGAUCAAGAUCUUGAUUAACACGAAAAUGUUUACCAUUUUAUUUGAAUAAAAAAAAUAUUCAUGUUCGGA
Molecule: messenger RNA, 1220 nt
Organism: Contarinia nasturtii (swede midge)
Lineage: Eukaryota; Metazoa; Arthropoda; Insecta; Diptera; Cecidomyiidae
Product: group XIIA secretory phospholipase A2-like
Exons: 3
Coding region: 308-982 (224 amino acids)
Biological process (GO): phospholipid metabolic process; lipid catabolic process; arachidonate secretion
Cellular component (GO): extracellular region
Molecular function (GO): A2-type glycerophospholipase activity; calcium ion binding
Source: RefSeq, a predicted model, not a curated record